AUGACUAUACGCGUCCUUCGCAAUCUUCUCGUCUUCCACUACGCCAUCUACGAAAGCUUCCGUAUACGCAGACUUCGACUUCACCACCCCAUGUUCAAUUUCCAGAAAGGUCUGUACCCACAUCCGAAAUAUGUUACCCUCGCGGCUGUGCUUGGCGGACAGCGCCUCAGUUCCAUCAAGAUCGGAGCGCUCGGCGAGCUUCGCUACUUGCUCCUCCACCCAUACCAGUCCAGCCUCCAGAUUCCGGAGUGGUUUCGCCAGUUGAGAAAGCGUGAGUUCACAUUCGGCUUCCAGUACGCGAAGUUGAUCGACGUCCUCCGGAGCGGUGCCUCUUGA
Messenger RNA from Alternaria hordeiaustralica, 336 nucleotides. RefSeq lists its product as uncharacterized. The coding region runs from base 1 to 336 and encodes 111 amino acids. Lineage: Eukaryota; Fungi; Ascomycota; Dothideomycetes; Pleosporales; Pleosporaceae. The transcript is spliced from 2 exons. The record is from RefSeq and is a predicted model, not a curated record.